Molecule: messenger RNA, 1170 nt
Organism: Ostrea edulis (European flat oyster)
Lineage: Eukaryota; Metazoa; Mollusca; Bivalvia; Ostreida; Ostreidae
Product: toll-like receptor 13
Exons: 3
Coding region: 1-1170 (389 amino acids)
Cellular component (GO): extracellular matrix
Molecular function (GO): protein binding
Source: RefSeq, a predicted model, not a curated record
AUGGCGGCUGGUAAGUGGUUCUGCCUUUUUCUUGUGUCCUCAAUAUUUGAUUCUACUUUUGGGAAUCCCGCCGGCUGCUCGGAAAAGGCGGGGAACUAUGACAGCGUCCGACCCGUGAGAUGUACGAAGUCUGGAACUCUUUCGAACACAUUUAGCACCUUCUCCUGGCAAAGGCUUGAGGUAACAGAGUACCAAACUGGGGUGUCAGCGGGUGAUUUCUCUGGAUUUUCAUCGGCAUCAACAACCAGUUUCGACUCUUCAUAUCCCCAUUCCCUCACCAUAGUCUGUAAGCCUGGUAUUACGUCCUUCACCGUGGCUGCCAAUGCGUUCUCCCAGUUUCCUAACGUCCAAGUAUUAGAGUUUCUGAAUUGUCCCAUCACGUCGAUUCCCGCCAACGCUUUCCCGGGGCACUACUUGGAUCACUUAAUUUUCACUGGUGGUAAAAUAGGCUCAAUUGACGCUAAUGCAUUCAGUGGUCUGAAUAUUAGCAAGCUCUCCAUUCCAGGAGCUGUUGGUGGCAUAACCAUAAACAGCGAGCUAACCUCAGGUCUUCCAGAAAAAGUCUUCGAUUCGCUGCAGUCCAUGGAAUAUCUAGCUAUAGAUGAAGCGAAAGUCAGCACCAUCACUGUGGGCAUGGUUGGAAACCUCACUAAUCUCCGAUAUUUGAAUUUACGAAAUAACCUCAUCACUAACAUCACAGACGGUAUUUUCACCAAUAUGAAGAGUUUAUCUUACCUUGACUUUGAGGGUAAUAAGUUUACAUGCACCUGUACCGAUCUAUGGUUCCUUAAAUACACAGCUGAAAACCAUAUCCAUUUGCUUGGAGGACCACUGUGUGAAACCCCAGCUUCUCACAACACCAAGAGGGUGACCGUGUACGACGACGAAGUCUGCGCUGUGGACGAUGUAUGUGGUGGUACAGCUGGACUGGCCAUGGGCGGCAGUUGUAUGCCGCUGUACCAGUUAGCGAGUUACCUGCUGCUUCUCAUCAUCCUGAUCCUCUCGUGUGUGGCACUGGGCUGUAUCUGUAAGACCCGUAAAGAGCUCACAAGGGUACAGAGGAGGAUGAAGAACAAACGGGCUAGUUCUUGGAAUAGGGUACAGGAAGCCAUGAAACAGAGGAGCGGUGCGAAACAAAAACCACCAGUCGGAAAAAAUGGAUGGGUGUGA